UCUCUGUCAGUGGGCGGGGACAGGAAAUACGGGAGGUGUGUUUUCACUGACGGGUCUGUUCAGGAAGAAGAGAGCGGAGGAUCGGUGUCUCCAGAAUCCUGCUGGAUCCACCGAACCGGGGUCUCAAUCCGACGCUUAUGAACCCGGAAGUAACCGUUGAACAUCUGUUUGCGCGCAGCUGGUCGGAGCACAGACAUGAGACUGUGGUGGUCCUGAUAGAGGAGGAAUCAGCGGACCUGAGGGAGGACGGGCACCGGGAUCAGACAUGGCCCACGUCGGCAACAGAGCGAGCGCGGAGGAGGAGGACUGCUUUGAGGAUGCCUACGACAGAAUACCUGCGGCCUGUCAGAUGGAUCUGCAGACAGCCAUCCAGGAGACUCAGUGCGCUCUGAACCUGGUCCUCAACAACAAGUUCUCUGAAGCCCUGGAUCUCCUGAAACCAUGGUGGAAGGACAGCAUGUACCACGCGUUGGGUUACAGCAGCAUCCUGGUGAUGCAGGCGGCGAUGACCUUUGAACACAGAGACAUCCAGACUGCCAUGGCAACCAUCAAGGAGGCGUUAAACACCUGUCAGAGGUUCAGGAAGAAGAACUCUGUGGUCGGCUCUCUGUCCAGUCUGAUCAGCAAGCAGUCCAACCUGCAGGAAGUGGAGAUGCACGCAGAGAUCUGCUACGCUGAGUGUCUGCUGCAGAAAGCCACGCUGACGUUCGUUCAGGAUGAGAACAUGAUCAGCUUCAUCAAAGGGGGCAUCAAGAUCCGAACAAGCUACCAAAUCUACAAGGAAUGUCAGAAUGUGCUGAAUGCAUCUCAGGACCUGGCGGGCCAGUCUGAUGCGUUCAGACAGUUUGAGGGCGGAGUCAAGCUGGGCAUCGGCUCCUUUAACCUGAUGUUGUCGCUCCUCCCUCAGAGGAUUCUCAGGUUGUUGGAGUUCAUCGGAUUCUCAGGGAACAGGGGCUUCGGUUUGUCUCAGCUGAGGGAGGGAGCGUCCAGUCACAGCCUGAGGGCGAUCCUCAGCGCUCUGACGCUGCUCUUCUACCACACAUACGUGUCGCUCAUACUUGGGACUGGAGAGGGGAACCUGGUGGAGGCUGAAGCUCUGCUGGAGCCCUACAGACACAAAUACCCCAAAGGCUCUAUCAUUCUCUUCUACUCUGCUCGUAUCGCCACGCUGCGAGGGAACUUCGAGAAGGCCCGGGCAAUGUACGAGGAGUGUAUCAGCAGCCAGGAGGAGUGGAAGCAGAUCCACCACCUGUGUUACUGGGAGCUGAUGUGGACUCACUCUUACCAGCAGGAGUGGCAGCAGGCGUACCACUACGCUGACCUACUGUGCAAAGAGAGCCGCUGGUCCAAAGCUAUUUAUGUGUACCAGAAAGCAGCCAUCCUCAGCAUGAUGUCCGAGGAGGAGGUGAAGCAGACUGGGGAGGACAUCAUGGAGCUCUUUAGGCAGGUGGAGGGGCUGAAACAACGGCUUGCGGGGAAGUCGAUCCCGACGGAGAAAUUUGCAGUGAGGAAGUCCAGACGCUACAAAGCUGCUAAGCCCAUCCCCCUGGUCAUCCCUGCACUGGAGAUGAUGUACGUCUGGAACGGUUUCACCAUCGUCGGGAAGAGAGCCGACUCUACCGAGGCCCUUUUGGUGACCAUAGAGGCUGCUGAGGAGCAGCUUCGCAUCGACUCCAACCCGACUGAGUUUCAUCCAGAUGACAGCUGCCUGGUCCAGAUGUUGAAGGGCCUCUGUCUGAAACACCUGGGCAGGUUGUUGCAGGCGGAGCUCUGCUUCACGCAGGUUCUCUCCAGUGAGGGUCGUAUCAGAUACGAUCACUACUUGAUUCCCUUCACUCUGUAUGAGCUGGGCCUGCUCUACAAACAGCAGGGAGACUUCACCAAGGCCGCCACGUACAUCGAGAACGCCAAGACUAACUACAAGGACUACUCCAUGGAGUCCAGACUGCACUUCAGGAUCCACGCGGCCCUCAGCAGCCUCAAAGGAUCCCCUGUUGGGACCCCGUAAUCCUCCCCAACACGCCACAGUGCAGCUGGACUCGAGGAGGGUCCAGGUGUUUCUCACUCAGUGAAGACCAGUAUCAGGGUGUGAGAUCAGGAGUACGGCAGGGCUCUCUCUAUAUAUUUGUAAUCAUUAUAUGUAUAACGUGCUUAUUUAUUCCUUCGACUCUGAGGACAGAUGAGAUUAUUUCAAGUUACACCGACCCCCCCCAACGGGCUUCCUCUCAGCGCCUGUCAGAUAUAACGUGUUAUCAGUCGAGCGUCUAUUUAAUCCCAUUUUAAUGUCAGGAAGGAGGGGGGGGGGGUUCAUAUAAAAGCACAAGGUAGAAAAAAGUGUUUGCAGCAGAGAUCAGCUGUCGAAGGCGACGAGGAGGAACCAAUAAGAGACAAGAGAUUCUCUUCUCACCGUCUGAACACAUUAUUUAUAAUCUUUAUAGUUUGCCUUUAUGAUUUCCUUAUGUCACGCCGCAUGUGCACGGAGCACGCCAUCGUGUCUGUGCACAUGUAACGCAGCCUUCUCACCAACCGUGGCUUUUAAUAACACACACACACACACACACACACACACACACACACACACACACACACACACACACACACACAGCCUAAAGCUUCAUACUCCAAGCUUGACCGUGCCGGGCAAUAGAAAAGAAAGCAGAGUAACACAGCCGGCGGUACACGCUCACAUUUAGCAGCAAUAUAAACAAGCUUAGCUAACACUCGAUUAACCUCUCCGUCGUUCUCUCCGUCCACGUUUCAUGAAGUUCAGUUUUUGUAGUUUGACUUUAAUUUCUCAGACACCUAUAAUCUCUGCCAUGGAUGGUUUGAAGGUUCAGUCAACUUAACGACAGGCUGGAGCUGAUUCGGGUUUUAAGCUAAUGGGGACUGACUCACUUUGCAGCCAGCCUCUAGUGGACACUUGAGGAACUGCAGUUUUUAUUUACACUUCGGCAUCAUUUUUAAACUCGUUAUGUUGCAGCUUGGUCACUCCACGCCGAGCGGCCCCGCCUCUGAGGAAUCUUUGCACAACUAAAACGUCCCUUUCUCCACGUCUGCUUCACUUCCUGUUGACAGAAAACUAAAAAUCCUGAAGGAUUAAUUUAUUACGAGUCGUCGUUUGGUGUUGAGCUGCUCACGUGAUGGAGGUUUUGGCUCAAGACAGAGAAGAUGGAAUAUUUACUAUGUGUGUGUUAUGAGAGAUUUUAUUAUAAACACUAAACAUGAAGAAAUGAACGCUAGCUUUCUAUUUAUGGACUGACAAAGCACAAUCUAAUAUAAAUAUUCACCACCAGAAAUACAAACAAUAGUGAGAAAUAUUUCCUGACUUUAUUCUUAUUUUGCGUCAAAUUGUUCAAAACUUUCCAACUCCAAUAAAGGAGACAGCAGGGAACAGUUCGCCUUCUCCCCGUGACGAAUGUAUUGACCUCAAAGACCAAAUCAUACGUGUCUCUUGCUCUGUGUGUCUUUUUUUUUCUGUGUGUUUUUGGUGCUUAUUAAUGAUUAUGUCCUAUAUUUAUAUUUAAGGGUGUAGUUUUUGAGUGUUUGAUAUCAAAUGUAACGUAACAAGUUAAUACGCCAAGUGCAGAAAAAUAUUCAGAAGUUUGUUGUUAGUCUUAGAAUAAAAAGACCAGAGUCCUUUAUAGAGAAAGUUGUGACAAAACAAAAUAACGCUCCAGUGGAUUUUAAUUUAACCGCUAAUGCUCGGAAACUGCCUAAAGAGUUUUAAGCUAACAUGCUAAUAUAGCCUAAUGCUAACGCUUCCUCCAGAAAAUAAUAAGCUCAGUCAUAAAGUUAAAGGUAUUGUACUAAUCAAUAAUAUUUCCAGUUCGCUGCAGUGAUUGAUUUAACAAGAUGUGUUGUAUUAGCAUCGCACUCCUAGCUUAUGCUACAACGUUAGAAUGCUUUCUGUUCUGUCACAGAAUGAACAAAAACAUUCACAUCAGUGUUCGUUAACACCGGACUUCAUCUCCACCUUACAGAUCUAAUUACUGACAAACCGCUCUGCUCCUUUGAGAUGAUAUCUGUAUCUAUACUUUGUUUACAUCUGGGUUGUAGAGCACAGAGAGCAGGCCUGUUAACAGGAGCUACAGCCCCAUCUAGUGGGGGACGGCUGCGUUGCAGUCUGAGCACAACAUUAGUCCGACAUCGAGUUAAAGCAUUAAUAAUUAGUUUCACCAACUUGUAAUUCUGGUGCUGACUAGCAAUGGCGUUUAACGGUUAAGUCGAGUAAACACGUGCAUCCCUAAUGUGAUUACUGACACCUCAUUGUGUAUCAAAAUAUAGAAUAAAUAUGAGAAGACACAAAAUAACCAACAAUGUUGUUAUUCUUGAGAGUCGAGGUAGAAUAAAACCACAACAUUUUAUUCAAAAUCAAGUUUUCAAACAGUCGACGUUUAGACGUUUUUGGGGUUAAAAAUGGUGAAAAACUUGAAACUUUGACUUAAAGUAGUGCUCAAAGAAAAACGAGUUGUCACAGACUUUCUUUAAUGAAGGGUUUUUGUCGUCCUGUUUCAUUCAGUUGUUCAUGUCAGUGCCUCUGUGUGUCUGUGUUCCACUGUAUCUCUGAAGCGUUUCUCUUUUUGCAUUGCAUGUUAUUCUUUAUUGUGAGACGUAACUAUGUAAAAUGUGCUUCACGGCAGGAAGUGAUAUGACCAUAUAUGGCCAGGCUUUACCAUAAUAGACAGUGAUUAAUGUGGUGCAAUACAAUGAAAACAUGAGAAUGAUUCUUCAUUUUCAGUCAUUAUGUGUUUUUCUUUUAUGUUUAUGUGCCUCUUUGUGUGUGUCAGUAUUUUGCCUUUUUUCUUGAUUAUUUCGCCUUGUGUUUAUAUUAAACAUUUUUAAAUUCAAAGAGUGCAUCAGAAUAAUUUGUGUUUGUUUGUCUUGUCGUUCACAUUAGUGCAGAAUGUUUUUUUAGAGGAGCAGUAUGUAACUCUGCCCCCUAGUGUUUAAAAUGGGUACUGCAGUCUAAAUUCUAAACAUCAUAGAGAGCUGUCUCCCCCCCCUCUCUAGAGUCCAUGCUCACACAGGUCACCAUGUGGUGGACUCUGAAGCUUCAGUGUUUAUCCAGCUCUGCAUGGGUCUGUAAACCUUUCUGUGUUCUAACCUCUCUCCAUUUUUCAAAAGCAUCUCCAAUAUUGAUCCUAGUUUGAGCACGUUUCUGCUCGUGGAGCUUAUUAGAAACAUGCAGAGGCUUUUUAGGUCGGGUACAAUCACUUCUAUCUGAACCACUUCUCUUGCCCGCUUCCAUCACUGUAAUACCUGUUGACCUGAUAACUGCUCUCAUAUCUGACAAACCGAAGGGCGUCCAAAACGGCCGUGUGGGGGCGUGUCUUAAAAGCGCCUACCUUCUCGGUCCAAACAAAUCCAGAUCAUUCAGGAGCAGAAUCUAAAGUUAGAAGGAGGACAUACUGGCUGCUGCAUUGUUGUCAGAGAAGCCAGCACUUCAACAUGUUUCCUUAAUGAUCAGAUAGUAAGAUACCUUUAUCAUCUCACUCUCUACACAGCUCACUGAUUGAACCUUUAAGUUAGCGGAACUGUUUAACAACUUAAACCCAACUGGUGUCAAACUAUCUCUGCUAGGACUUGUCAUCCUGCCUAUUUACAAAUGUGUUUGUUUAGACUACAACUUAUAAGAUAAUAAUAAUCAGGUUUAUUGUUGUGUAUGAUGUUUUAUCGUCUAAUAUAACUUUGUGUGGAAAGAAAAUGAAAGCCAUACUCCUCUAACUGGUUGCCUUCAAGGACGUGAUUGUUCUUCUUUAAUCCUGACUGAUUUAUGUUUAACUUUAUUCUGAACACGUCUAUAAAUUUUACAAACGUUAAACUCAAUGCUUCUGA
Molecule: messenger RNA, 5835 nt
Organism: Labrus mixtus (cuckoo wrasse)
Lineage: Eukaryota; Metazoa; Chordata; Actinopteri; Labriformes; Labridae
Product: tetratricopeptide repeat protein 39B
Exons: 19
Coding region: 266-2008 (580 amino acids)
Molecular function (GO): protein binding
Source: RefSeq, a predicted model, not a curated record